Molecule: messenger RNA, 2385 nt
Organism: Sporothrix brasiliensis 5110
Lineage: Eukaryota; Fungi; Ascomycota; Sordariomycetes; Ophiostomatales; Ophiostomataceae
Exons: 2
Coding region: 1-2385 (794 amino acids)
Source: RefSeq, a predicted model, not a curated record
AUGUCUCCCAAGCAGAUGUCCUUUUUGACGGAGGGUGCCGAGUCCCUCUCAUGGUCGGCGCACGAGAUACGGCACUACGAGGGAAAGCCGUUUGAGGCGGACGUCCCGACAACAAUGUCAUUUUACGGCAUCACUUCGAGUGAACAGGAGCGACAGGAGGCGUACAAAGCAGCUCUGGGAUCGUCCCGCUCUGCCGAUGGCAUCAAGACACGGCCUCGCACAACAGGUCAACGGCUGCGACGGCCAAGGUCUGCAUCACCGUCUCGCCGGUUCGACAUAUCGCCUGCCCCACAUGCACACAUCAGCGACAGCAGUCACACCAGUGCAAGCCUUUCCCAGCCUGCAGGACAGGCAGCACACACCACUUCACCACCGGCCAAAAAGAAGCAGCGGCCAAAUGCACUGAGCUUUCUCGACCCGGAUUCACCCGCCGUCACCAGAGAAAGUAUCACCCGUGUUGUGGCAGAGGCCGCUGUUUGGCGGCCGCGGCGUGGCGCCACACCGGAGUCGGCUGUAGAGAGCACCGAGGCACCACCACCAGUCGUAACGACGGCAAGCAGUGACGACGACAAGACGCUACUUCUCGAUGAUGGCGGGAGCGACUCCGAUAUCAGCUCUGCCGAUACCGAAACGAGCGAGGGCGGGGAAAGCGGAGACGAGCGGACACCCAAACCAGACCCUACAUCCGGACUGGAAUUGCGCAUGCCAGGCAUCUCGUCAGUGGCCAUGGCUCUGAAUGGUAAGCUCGACUAUCCCGGGCUGCCUUUAAACCCGCAUCCGCAGCAACAAAAUCGCCAACAAACCGUGUACCCUCGCACCCAAUCCAGAGGCCAGCCUCAGACAAAAGCUCAUCUCUCAGCACAACAACAAAAAUCCCGGGCUUAUCGCUACGGAACACCAGAGAUGCCCAGGGGCAAUGCCAACCUGCCGCACCUACCUCCAAAAGAACUGAAUCCCCGAGCACCUACCGCCGGCCACGUGAAACAUCUACCACGCGCGGAAAAGCUGCCUCUCACGGGCUACGAACUGUUGGCCUCGCAGCUGUCGUCUCACUCGUCCCACAUUAUGAAGUUCCGCCGGGGUAGUGUGGGGGCGGCAUCCACACAGAGUUCACAAAGUGCAUGGAGUUCCGGUAGCGGCCCGGGAAGCAGCCACGGAAGCACAGGCAGCGGUGGUGGCGGCGGCGGUGGUGAUGGUAGUGGGAGUACUGGUGUGCAAACGCCGCACUUCUCGAUCAAACCGCUGUAUCGCAAGUUUGAGGCUCUGAACCACCGCAUCUUGUUACACCUCCAGGAUGAGCUCAGCGAGCUCGAGGAGCAGCUCCACCGCCUGGACACAGCGGACACACAAACCCGCCGGCUGCAAAACAGCAUCCUUCCUGCUUCGCGCCGGGCUGAAGUGCUCACUGGUGGCGAGCUGCAGUGGCACAAGACGGACGUGCUGGGCAAAAUCGGUUAUAAACUUGGGCAAUACAACCACGUCUUGUCGUCCUUUACCGAGACGCAGCAUUUGCCCUCGCCGACACUAUCCGACAUUAGCGACUACCGCUCCUACCUCGACACGCAACAGCCCAUUGCCGAGAUCGAGACGCGGUUCUUAGAUGCGGGUGAAGAUCUCGUCACUCUGGCUCCGCCGCGUCACAAGCGGACCCGGUUGUCGGACGAGGCGUCAUCCGGUCUGAGCUCGCCGUCAUCCGCAACCUCCUCGGGCUCUGAUGCGCGCCUCUCGUCUUCACCCUCGUACCUGCAAUCGCUCAACGAAGAGCCGAUGCCUGUGCAAUCCAUGGACUCCAUGAAUUCCAUGAGCAUGAACCGCUCGAGCCUUCUCUUCCCUAGUGCACGCAACAGCCACCCACCAUCUCCAACACUGUCAUCCACGUCUGCGUCCUCCGAGUCGUCAGCGCUGUCGUGCAACUCGUCUCGUGCCACGACAGCCAUCUUUGAAAAGGAGGAGCUGGUAGGAAGAGACAAGAUGACGGCCGCCCGUACUCUUUCAUUAGAGUCGCAGUAUUCCGUGGAAGCAGAAGAGAGCACAGCAUCUAAACGGCCAAAAGGAAAAGAAGAAGACGAAGGGCCAGUCGAUUGGUCCCGCGCCACACUGGCUUCGGGCGGCGUCCUACAUCUCGUCAUUCCCAUGGCCGUGGCCGUGCUUGUGCCGAUUCCGGCCUUUGCACUGAUACCGGGCGUCGCCGGUCGAAUGGCUGUUGUGCUCCUGGUGGCGAUUACCGUCUUUGGCGCCUACGCGCAGGCGGGCACCUUCUGUGUCGCUGACAACGAACACCCCUCGUCCACAAGUGGCCGGCCAAGCCAAAGCAGCCGGGACUUGCUCUGCUGUGCGGCCGUCUACGGUGCAGUCAUGGCUGUCGUGGCAAGCGUUUGCGCGUGA